Messenger RNA from Symbiodinium necroappetens, 381 nucleotides. The record is from the annotation of a GenBank genome assembly. NCBI's taxonomy places the organism in Eukaryota, Dinophyceae, Suessiales, Symbiodiniaceae.
AUGGCGUCUUCAGAGUCCGCUGGGCGCGGCUUCUGGCGAGAUGACGAAAUAGUGGUGGAUAAGGACGGCAUCCCGCACUAUACCGGAGUGCAGCCAGGCUUGAUGCGGGAGUACAGGAAGCGUGUGCUGUUCGCCUUCAGCAGCCUGGAGGGCAGCGGCGAUGACGAGGAAAAGGAGAAGCGGUCGCUUCUCAAGAAGCAGUGCCGCUUUGCCAAGAAGCUGGUGGAUGGGCUUCACGGUGAGGCCUGGCGUGCUUGCCAGGAUUUGGUGGCGAAGCCGGAAGAGCUUCGGGUGCCAGACGGCUACAAGAAGGUCUUUGCAGCCCUGCAGCAGAUCGAGAAGGUAUCGGUUAUCAAGGCCACGGAGGCUUUCGACACCUAA